This is a messenger RNA of Onychostoma macrolepis, 756 nucleotides long. RefSeq names its product GTPase IMAP family member 9-like. The record is from RefSeq and is a predicted model, not a curated record. The transcript has 2 exons. Gene Ontology annotation, molecular function: GTP binding. NCBI's taxonomy places the organism in Eukaryota, Metazoa, Chordata, Actinopteri, Cypriniformes, Cyprinidae. The coding region runs from base 1 to 756 and encodes 251 amino acids.
AUGGCAACUAUUACAGGAAAUCUGAGGAUUGUGCUGCUGGGCAAAACUGGAUCAGGAAAGAGUGCAACAGGAAAUACAAUCCUGGGCAGAAAUGCAUUUUUUGAGGACUUCAAUCCAGAAUCAGUUACUCAAGAUUGUGAGAUACAAGACUCAACAAUAGGUUCAAGGACCGUCGCCGUAAUUGACACUCCAGGACUGUUUGACACAUGGAUGGGUGAAAAGAAGGAUAAGAAAUCUGACAUGAUGACUGAAGAAAAGCUGAAGGCAAAAAUAGCGAAGUGUCUGGAGAUGUCUGCUCCUGGUCCUCACGUGUUCCUGCUGGUCAUCAGACUGGAUCAGAGGUACACCGAUGAAGAGAAGAACACAGUAAAAUGGGUUCAGAAGAAUUUUGGAGAAGAAGCGUCAUGCUACGUCUUCACUCUCUUCACUUAUGCUGAUUAUCUGAAGAAUAAAACACUGAAGGAUCAUAUAGAAGAGAAUGAAGAUCUGCGACAGUUUAUUAUCAGCUGUGCUGGCAAAUAUCAUUCAUUAGAAAAUGACAACAGAGCAAAUCAGUCUCAGGUCACAGAACUACUGGAAAAGAUAGAUAAAAUGGUGGAGAGGAAUGCAGGAAAGUACUACACUCACUCAGUGUAUACACAUGUCCAGAGAAGAUUAAUCUAUGAAAAAUUAACCAAUGGCUUAUACAGUAAUGUUGGAAAAAUAUUAGCAUUUAUAGUAGCACUAGUAGCUGUAGUAGUAGUAUAUGGUUCAUAA